AAUCUGGAGCAAAAGACUCUGGGAGACAAGGAGUCACGUUAAUCUCUGGUUUGGGUUCAACGGAGGUAAAGCACGAAUUGGGAAAUGGAGCAGGAAGCGUGAAUGUAAUAGAUCGACAGAUGGGAUGUUCGCAUGGUUUUAUCUGUACAGUGAUGAAUAUAUUAAAAACGAACCAAGAUCGUUCUGUAAAAGAUUGUGACCAUGGCUGCAGAGUCUGAUGUUCUACACUUCCAGUUUGAACAGCAAGGAGAUGUGGUCUUACAGAAAAUGAAUCUCUUGAGACAGCAGAAUUUAUUUUGUGAUGUAUCGAUUUACAUUAAUGAUACUGAGUUCCAGGGGCACAAGGUGAUUUUAGCUGCUUGCUCCACUUUCAUGAGAGAUCAGUUUCUACUCACACAGUCAAAACACGUCAGGAUCACCAUUCUGCAGAGUGCAGAAGUUGGCAGAAAGUUGUUGCUGUCCUGCUAUACUGGAGCACUUGAAGUGAAAAGGAAAGAGCUUUUGAAAUACCUGACUGCUGCCAGCUACCUCCAGAUGGUUCACAUUGUUGAAAAAUGCACAGAAGCUUUGUCCAAGUAUCUGGAAAUUGAUCUUUCUAUGAAAAACAACCAACACACUGACUUGUGUCAAUCUUCGGAUACAGAUGUUAAGAAUGAAGAAGAAAAUUCUGAUAAAGACUGUGAGAUAAUUGAAAUUUCAGAAGAUAGUCCUGUAAACCUAGAUUUCCAUGUUAAAGAAGAGGAAAGUAAUACAUUACAGUCUGCUGUGGAGAGGUUGACAUCAGAGCGAAGGGGAAUGAAGUCACCAGAGCUCUCUACAGUAGACAGUGGUUUUAAAGAGAAUGAAAUUUGUAUCCUUCACGUAGAGUCCAUCAGUACUGAUGAUGUAGAGAAUGGGCAGUUUCCACAGCCUUGCACCUCAUCCAAAGCAAGCAUGUAUUUCCCGGAAACACAGCAUUCACUGAUCAAUUCUACAGUUGAGAGCAGAGUGGCAGAAGUUCCUGGAAAUCAAAAUCAAGGGUUAUUUUGUGAAAAUACUGAUGGAAGUCAUGGCACAGUAAAUGAGAUCCAGAAUCUCGAUGACAGUUUUUCAUUGAGGCACCAGUGCCCCAGGUGCCCAAGGGGCUUUCUUCAUGUAGAAAACUAUCUCCGUCACCUUAAGAUGCAUAAACUGUUCUUGUGCUUGCAGUGUGGGAAAACAUUUACACAGAAGAAAAAUCUCAACCGGCAUAUUCGAGGACACAUGGGUAUACGGCCCUUUCAGUGUACCGUGUGCUUGAAGACCUUUACUGCUAAAAGCACACUUCAGGACCACUUGAACAUACACAGUGGGGACCGGCCAUAUAAAUGCCAUUGUUGUGAUAUGGACUUCAAACACAAAUCUGCUCUCAAAAAGCACUUAACCUCUGUUCAUGGCAGAAGCAGUGGUGAAAAACUAUCUAGGCCUGAUCUUAAAAGGCAGAAUUUACUGUAAUCAAACCAGGAACUUGUGACGAAAGCAUAGAAUCACUCGGUUAGGCAUGUCUCUUUUUAAAGAUGCAGUGUUGGUAGUGUGCCUCCCCGCCAAUCUUUAGCUUUCAUUUUUGUUCUUCCUACGUGUUAUUCAUUCUGAAUUUCUAAUAGUUAAGAAGUUGUGAAUGAAGUAAUUAAGUUUUUGGGAUUCUAUGUUGUCUCAAACAUUAGUUAUUAGCCUUCUGUUCAGCAGUAAUUACAGAUUCUGACUUGUAGUUUUUAGAUAAGUGAUUUAAUGUUGAAUCUAUAUAGUAAAUUUAAUGAGUUAGAAUGACUUGAAAGUAUAAUGUUGUCCAUUACUAUUAAUUUUGACAACAUGUAGGACUAACAGUUUUCUUUUUAAUGUUUAACCAGUGUACUUGGAUUGUAGCUAGAACACCAAGUUAUAUUCAGAUUCACAUGGGACCAGCAGAUUGUCCUUAGAAUUGCAUUAUUAAAAUACCCAAUAUGUAAUAGACCCUAUUCCUGAUUACAUAUAAUAUAGUUGGAUUAAGAACUCUGUGGCUUAGAUUAGAAAGUUUAAUUUCUUUUCUUUUUGGUCUUUCGAGACAGGGUUUCUCUGUGUAG
This is a messenger RNA of Onychomys torridus (southern grasshopper mouse), 2078 nucleotides long. RefSeq names its product zinc finger and BTB domain containing 6 (gene Zbtb6). NCBI's taxonomy places the organism in Eukaryota, Metazoa, Chordata, Mammalia, Rodentia, Cricetidae. The transcript has 2 exons. The record is from RefSeq and is a predicted model, not a curated record. Gene Ontology annotation, biological process: regulation of transcription by RNA polymerase II. Bases 202 to 1473 code for a protein of 423 amino acids. Gene Ontology annotation, molecular function: RNA polymerase II cis-regulatory region sequence-specific DNA binding; DNA-binding transcription factor activity, RNA polymerase II-specific; protein binding.